Stylophora pistillata is the source of this 1187-nucleotide messenger RNA. RefSeq lists its product as uncharacterized. NCBI's taxonomy places the organism in Eukaryota, Metazoa, Cnidaria, Anthozoa, Scleractinia, Pocilloporidae. The record is from RefSeq and is a predicted model, not a curated record.
GGUUCAGGUUUAUUGCCCUGAACAUGUAUUUUCUUCGUAAGAGAAGGCAGCAUGACUUAAUCUCUGCUCUUCUCGCCAGAAGAAUUAGGAGGAUAAGACAUACUUGUGUGCGGCGACGAAGAGCGGCGUGGGUAUAUCCCAGACCACAGGGUUGGUUUGAAGAGAUGUACCAGAAUCCAGUCUUCUCUACCUUGUGGAAAAAUGACUUUCGCGUCACAAAGGAGACAUUUGAUUACAUUUGCCAGCUGGUUGGACCAGACCUUUCAAGGCAAAACACUCGCUUCCGAAAGGCUGUUGCUUUGAACAAGCGCGUGGCAAUUGCGUUAUGGAGAAUGGGAACCGGCAAUUCAUAUAGAACGACGGGAAUAACAUUCGGACAAGGAAAAUCUACUGUAAUAAAGAUAUGUGAAAACUUUAUGGAAGCCUUAAUACGCCACAAGGACGAUUUUAUACAGUUCCCAGAUGAUCCGCUUGAUGUUACACUGGCUAUGAGGAGGAGUGAAAGUUUAGCUGGAUUUCCAAAUGUUGUUGGAGCGAUAGAUGGAUCUCAUAUCGCCAUAAAAGCACCCCAUGUUAAUCAUGAAGAUUAUUUUAACAGAAAGCAAAACUAUUCAAUUAAUUUGCAAGGAGUAGUCGAUGCAACUGGUAAAUUUAUAGAUGUCAGCACAGGAUGGCCCGGUAGUAUUCACGAUGCCAGAGUAUUGAGACUUAGUACACUGUACCAAAGAGCCGAGCACAACCUUAUUUUGACUGAGCCAGUUAAACGCAUUAAUGGAGUAACUGUGCGCCCCCUUCUGAUCGGUGAUUCUGCUUACCCCUUACUACCCUGGCUGGUUAGUCCUUAUCCCCAUUCCCGUAACCUUAAUCGAAAUCAGGCCAAGUUUAAUAAGAUUUUGAGCAAGAGUAGGGUAAUAGUAGAAAGGGCCUUUGGAAAGCUGAAGUGUCGUUGGAGGUGCCUACUAAAGCCACUUGAAGAAAAGACACCAAAAGUUCCACAUACUAUCCUGACCUGUUGUAUUUUGCACAACAUUUGCGUUUUAAGGGCCGACGAGUUCGAAGAUGACCAUAGUUCCGAUGAUGAAGAUGAUGAAGAUGGGGAUGAUGACGGCGAUCAAAUUGCAUUCGGGCAGGGACGAAUUGUAAGGCAAGCUCUAACUGCAUUUCUCGCUGAAUGAACUCAUUUUUUU